AUGAGCACUCCUCCUCUAAAACACAUUUCUGAAUGCUUCAUCAAACCACAUCCCCCAAUCGAAGACUCGAAUCAAAUAUGCUAUUUAGCACCUUGGGAUAUUGGCAUGUUAUCUGUCAACUAUAUCCAAAAGGGACUUCUCUUCAAAAAACCAACAUCAUCAUUGGUUAAUCAGCCAGAUUUUAUCGAGAAUCUGUUGAUAAAACUCAAACGCUCUCUUUCUCUCACACUUUUCCAUUUCUAUCCCCUCUCAGGUCGCCUUGUUACACACAAAACCCAAGAUCCUCCUUCGUACACUGUUUUUGUCGAUUGUAAAAACAGUCCCGGAGCUAAAUUCAUCUAUGCUACUUUAGAUAUCACCAUAGAUGAUAUCCUAUCCCCCAUUGACGUCCCACCUAUUGUUCAAUCGUUUUUUGAUCACCACAAAGCAGUCAACCAUGAUGGUCACACCAUGUCUUUGUUGUCUAUCCAAGUCACUGAAUUAUUGGAUGGUGUUUUCAUAGCUUGUUCCAUGAACCACUCUAUUGGUGAUGGAACUGCUUAUUGGAAUUUCUUUAACACACUUUCUGACACAUUUCAAAAUGAUGCUAGUCUUCUUGAUCCCAUUUCACACCAACCAAUUCACAAUAGGUGGUUUCCAGAAGGUUAUGGCCCAAUUAUCAACCUUCCCUUCAAACAUCAUGACGAGUUUAUUCACAGGAAUGAAACACCCAUUUUGAGAGAAAGAAUCUUCCAUUUCUCAGCCGAGUCUAUAGCAAAACUUAAAGCAAAGGCAAACAAAGAGUGUAAGACAACAAAAAUCUCUUCUUUCCAAUCACUAUCAGCACUAGUUUGGAGAUCUAUAACUCGUGCACGUCAACUACAUCAUGAUCAGAGAACUACUUGCAAAUUGGCUACAAACAACCGAACAAGAAUGGAGCCACCUCUUCCUAUGGAAUAUUUUGGGAAUUCAAUUCAUGCAGUGAGUACCGAAACAACAACGGUAAAGGACUUGCUAGAGAAUGAUCUAGGAUGGGCAGCUUGGAAGGUUCAUAUGGCUGUUGCAAAUCAUGAUGAUAAAGUGGUGCGGGGAUCCGUGGAAAAGUGGUUACAGGCUCCUAUUGUGUAUCGAGGGGAUCUGCUCUUUGAUCGUUAUACUGUGUUGAUGGGUAGUUCACCGAGGUUUAAUAUGUAUGGGAAUGAAUUUGGAAUGGGGAAAGCAUUAGCUGUUAGAAGUGGAUAUGCUAACAAAUUUGAUGGGAAAAUAACAUCAUAUCCAGGACAAGAAGGAGGAGGGAGUAUAGAUCUUGAAGUGUGUCUUUUACCAGAAAAAAUGAUUGCCCUGGAAUCGGACGAAGAGUUCAUGAAUUCAGUUUCAGUGUUUAAUCAUUUGUUCUAG
Messenger RNA from Vicia faba (fava bean), 1377 nucleotides. Lineage: Eukaryota; Viridiplantae; Streptophyta; Magnoliopsida; Fabales; Fabaceae. The record is from the annotation of a GenBank genome assembly.